AGGCAUGUAUGAAGUAUUCACUAUAGUUCCCAUCGAGGCUUUAUACCUAAACGUCAGAGACAAACGACCUCCUUCAAUUUGAAUGCUUUUGCUAUCGAUGUUUUCGUAAGAGGUAAAUGAAAAUUGUGGAUAGUUGUAAUCACCUUUGGACUUACUUUCUUCGUCACAGCAAAAUUUUGUCCUAAGAUUUCGAAAUCCUCAAGAGAGAUGAUAUGCUUGAGAGUAAUUUCUACAAUGGAAGAAAUUACUCACCCCAAAACUUUGGGUUGCUUUUGCAAAAGUGCAUUUGCUUCCGCCAUUCUAUUUUCACACCGAACUACUAAUCUCUCUCUCUCUCUCUCUCUCUCUCUCUCUCUCUCUCACACACACACACACACACACGCAGUCUAUCUAGGAAACUUCACUGAAACUUCAAGCCUGAGAAUGAGAUUCCAAUGAGUAUGAGAAACUUCGCUGAAACUUCGAGCCUGAGAAUUCAGUGAGUGUUGCUUUAAACCCUUUUAGUCCGUCCGUUAGCAAAAUUACGCCGACUUACCUGGGACCCUCCUCUUUUCUUUGCUUUGCUUCCACAAUGAUCACAGAAACCAGCGAUAUUUGCCGGAAGCCCUCUAUCUCAACCAUACUCUGUAGCCUGUGCGAAUCUUUAAUUCCCUCUUUCUCUCUCUCUGUGAUUGGAAAGUAGGGUUUGGGAUCUUCUCUGUAUAUGAAGGAUUGUGGGUUGGAAACAUAGCCAUUAGCCUGUCGGAAGAGCAAAAACAGAAGAGUGAAAGCUUAAUGCAAUGUCCAGUCCAAUUGGAGAUCCAGAAAGAGGAUUGGUUGCAUCAAUCCGAGAUAUAUUAAAGAUUGGCCCUCCCUCAUCAUCGAAAUUCUGUAUUUCUAUUGUUCCUGGGAAGCUCCGCAGAAUAAAUAAAGAGGCAUACACACCUCAGUUGGUCUCGAUUGGCCCUUUUCACCAUAAAAAUGAAAACCUAAGAAAGAUGGAAACACUUAAAAGGCAGUUUCUACGUUCAUUUGUGGAUCGAAAACCUGGGAUAGAUGUGCAAGAAUAUGUGGAAGCUAUGAAGAAGAGAGAAGAAGAAACACGCCAAUGUUAUGCAGAAGACACCAGUAGUAUCAAUAGUAAUGAAUUUAUAACAAUGAUGCUAGUAGAUGGAUGUUUCAUCCUCGAAUUUCUCCUCAGAAAUCCGCGGCCACUUGAACAGAGUAAUCUAGAUGAUCCUGUGUUCAGUAACAUUUGGUUGUCUAGUGCCAUAAAAUGUGACUUAAUACUACUUGAAAAUCAGUUGCCCUUCUUUGUUCUUGUGGAUUUAUACAACUUAAACCAGGGAAAGGGUCUCAAUUCCCUCUUCGAAACUGUUCGCUAUCCCUUUUCACAUAUGAUGCCAAAGGAGGAAGAUGUGUCGAGUGAGAAUUCUAAAUGCUCCAAAGUAAAGCAGGUGCUUCUUGGUUCUGUGCGUGAUUGUUGCUCCUCCUCUUCAUCCUCAUGUUGUGCAUUGCCGAGAGAGAAUGGAGGAACGGUUGCAGUCCCAACUGUAAAAAUGCCUCAAGUAAAGCAUUUGCUUGACUUUGUACGGCACUGUUACAUCCCUUCAUCAGCUAAGAUAUCCUUGGUAAAUGGGGAGCUUAAACUUCCUCACAAUGUAACACAGCUUCAUGAAGCAGGAGUCAAAUUUGAGGUGGGCAGAGGUAAAUGCUUAUUGGAUCUAAGUUUUAAGAAUGGAGUUUUGGCAAUCCCAUGUAUAAAUAUCGAAGAUUGGACAGAGUCUCUCUUCCGAAAUAUGAUUGCUUUUGAACAAUUGCAUUGUUCUUUGCCUAAUCCUAAAUUCAUCACAGAUUAUGCGACCCUCUUAGAUGGCAUCAUUGCCUCUUCCAAGGAUGUUAUACUGCUACGUGAGCAUGGUAUUAUCAAAAGCUUGGUAGGAGACCAUGAGCAGGUGUCUCUAAUUUUCAACAAGCUUGUCAAAGAGGUUAACAUUGAUGUUGGUUCAUUUUAUUUUUUUGAUCUCUGUCAAAAGUUGAAUGCAUAUUACAGGGUUACUUGGCAUACAUGGAAGGCAAAGCUGAGACAUACUUAUUUCAGCACGCCAUGGAUGGUAAUUUCAUUUAUUGUUGCAACUCUGCUGCUUGUUCUCACAUUAUUACAGACCAUAUACACUAUCAAAUCUUAUACUUCAAAGUAAGAUCUGUUGCUCUAAUGGAUUGCUCGAGUAUUCAUCAUUGGGUGUUUUCUUUUGGUGCUGGAACGAUACGAUUUAUGGGAUGUGGUCGAUGGUAACAUGAAGAAUUGCAAGCGAAUUCAAAGUGUUCUUGAACAGCAUCAAGAGAAUGAAUGAUUUCUUGAAUAUAUUGAGUUCUGAUCAUCUAGAUAGAAUUCGCAUUCAACAUUUAGACAGGGGAAAUCAUUGAACUUGUGUUAUGAACUGAAGUGAAUUAUAAUUUUUGUUUUGUUUUGUGUUAUGAACUGAACUUGAUAUAUUGUAAUUUGCCCUCCACUCCAGUAUGCAGGCUGUAUGUUGGAAGUGGCGGGCUGCAGAUCCUCAUAGAAGAAGAAUUGUGGCUUGAAUCGGUUUUUUCCCUCA
Molecule: messenger RNA, 2579 nt
Organism: Macadamia integrifolia
Lineage: Eukaryota; Viridiplantae; Streptophyta; Magnoliopsida; Proteales; Proteaceae
Product: UPF0481 protein At3g47200-like
Exons: 2
Coding region: 780-2180 (466 amino acids)
Source: RefSeq, a predicted model, not a curated record